AGAUCUCAGUCUUAUUAUACUUCAGUUCGCCCUCCGCAGUUACAUCUCUGCCAUCCAAUCCACCUCCUCUCCAAGUCGAUGGAACCGAGGCAAUCGCCACCGUUGUCGGAGACGGAGGUUCACAUCGAAGAAGACUCCAAGCCUACUGGUGAUACGUCCUUAAGCAACAGUAUAAUGAAUGUGGAGGAGGAGGAAGAAGAACACAAAGACCCCGAUUCCGUGGUUAGCGGCGGCGAUGCACUUGCAGCUGGUGAUGAUGGAGAUGAGGAGAAACUGGAGGUACCGGAGGAGUUGGCGAAAAGCAUUGUGGUCCUGACGUGCCAGUCCAAUGCGGAAAGCCGAUCUUGCUAUGUGUUUUUGAUUGGAACUUCUCAUGUGUCAGAGGAAUCUUGCGAAUUAGUUAACUCAGUGAUCAGCGGCUUGAAACCUGAGGCUGUCUUCUUGGAGUUGUGUUCAAGCCGAAUGUCUAUUCUCCAGCCUCAGACUCUGAAGAUUCCAACCAUGUGGGACAUGAUUGAGAGUUGGAAGCAGAAACAGAACACGUUUGGAAUACUCUGUGGCUGGUUUCUUGCAAAGAUCGCCAGUGAGCAUGAGGCUAUUCCUGGUUCUGAGUUUCGUGUGGCAUAUGAAGAGGCUCUUAAAUGUGGGGCCAACGUCAUACUUGGUGAUCGUCCUGUAGAGAUCACGUUUAAAAGAACAUGUGCGAAAAUGCCUCUAUGGCACAAGGUAAAGCUUCUAUACUACGUGAUGUUUCAAGAUUUCUCCUUGCCUACCUCUGAACAACACGACAGAGUGCCGCAAGAAAUGGAAACUUUGGAUUCGGCGACACUGUUGAUCAAAGAACUAAGCAAGGAGUUUCCAUCCCUCAUGGAAACACUUGUGUAUGAGCGAGACCGGUACAUGGCAACCGCUUUGCUGGAUGUUGCAAGUAAGUACAAAUCGGUUGUGGCAGUUGUCGGCAGGGCGCAUGUUAAUGGAAUCAAGGAGAAUUGGAAGAAAACUGCAUCGAUAGAGGAUCUUAUGGAGAUACCAAGCGAUGGGUCAGUGUUUACAGUGACGAGGAUAGUAUCAUCAGUGGCGAUCGCGGUGGCUGGAACAGCUAUUGUUGCUGGCAUAGUUCUUGCAAGAAGGAGAUGAAGUAGACUGUGAUGAGGGCAGAGUUUUUUCUCUUCAAUUCUACUGAGUGAGCCCUAUACAACGUAAUGAUACAAGCUUUAUACAACAAUGGUUAUAUUUCAAAUAAUAAUUUCUCUUUUUCUAUUGGCUUUUAUUUUUCUUUUAAACACUCAAAUGUAUCAGCAAUGGUUAUAUUUCACAUAAUAUUUUUUUUUU
Messenger RNA from Raphanus sativus (radish), 1332 nucleotides. RefSeq lists its product as uncharacterized. Lineage: Eukaryota; Viridiplantae; Streptophyta; Magnoliopsida; Brassicales; Brassicaceae. The record is from RefSeq and is a predicted model, not a curated record. The transcript is spliced from 9 exons. The coding region runs from base 79 to 1137 and encodes 352 amino acids.